AUGCUCUACGAACUGAUUGCCAUUGUCCGACCAGGCAGCCUCUUAGAGGUGAAGGAAAUCGCCCAAACCGUCGGUUCCCUCGUCCUCAAGAAUGGUGGAGUCGUCCGCGGUCUCGCCAACUGGGGUGUCUUCUCGCUACCCAAGCCCAUCUCAGUGCAUCAAAUGAAGCACACCCACGGCCACUACUUCGUCAUGCGAUACGACGCCGCCGCAAAGGUUCACCACGAUGUUCGCAACACACUGCGUCUCGAGCCACGUAUGAUUCGUGCCGCACAUGUCAAGCUCGGAGACGGAAAGCUUGAGUCCCUCUCCAGAUUCGGCCCGCCCAAGUGGAAGACGACAGGCAGCGAGGCGUAA
Molecule: messenger RNA, 357 nt
Organism: Fusarium pseudograminearum CS3096
Lineage: Eukaryota; Fungi; Ascomycota; Sordariomycetes; Hypocreales; Nectriaceae
Exons: 3
Coding region: 1-357 (118 amino acids)
Biological process (GO): translation
Cellular component (GO): ribosome; mitochondrial small ribosomal subunit
Molecular function (GO): small ribosomal subunit rRNA binding; structural constituent of ribosome
Source: RefSeq, a predicted model, not a curated record